Mercurialis annua (annual mercury) is the source of this 1438-nucleotide messenger RNA. Its product is annotated as fructose-bisphosphate aldolase 1, chloroplastic. The transcript is spliced from 6 exons. Lineage: Eukaryota; Viridiplantae; Streptophyta; Magnoliopsida; Malpighiales; Euphorbiaceae. The record is from RefSeq and is a predicted model, not a curated record. The coding region runs from base 96 to 1292 and encodes 398 amino acids. Gene Ontology annotation, molecular function: fructose-bisphosphate aldolase activity. Gene Ontology annotation, cellular component: cytosol. Gene Ontology annotation, biological process: glycolytic process; fructose 1,6-bisphosphate metabolic process.
UUCAUAUGUGGUAAAGAGGCAUUAACUUUGAGAGGAGAUAAGAUAAUAUUAUUUCAUUUUGCAGUUAGCCUCUCAACCCAAAGCCUAACAGAAAAAUGGCCUCAGCAUCACUCCUCAAGUCAUCACCAGUUCUUGACAAGUCUGACUUUGUCAAGGGUCAGUCCCUUCGUCAGCCUUCCGCCACCAUCCUCUGGUGCAACUCUGCUGCUGCCGCCCCUUCCUCCCUCAGCAUUCGUGCUAGCUCCUAUGCCGACGAGCUUGUCAAAACUGCGAAAACUGUUGCCUCGCCCGGACGUGGUAUUUUGGCUAUGGAUGAGUCAAAUGCUACUUGCGGAAAACGUCUUGCAUCAAUCGGAUUAGAAAAUACCGAGGCUAACCGCCAGGCAUACCGUACCCUUCUCGUCUCAGCACCGGGCCUUGGACAAUACAUUUCUGGAGCUAUCCUCUUUGAGGAAACUCUCUACCAAUCAACUGUUGACGGCAAGAAGAUGGUUGAUGUUCUUAUUGAGCAGAACAUCGUCCCCGGUAUCAAAGUUGACAAGGGUCUGGUGCCUCUUGUCGGUUCCAACGAUGAAUCAUGGUGCCAAGGUCUUGAUGGUCUUUCUUCCCGCACAGCUGCUUACUACCAGCAAGGUGCUCGUUUUGCCAAAUGGCGUACUGUUGUGAGCAUUCCAAACGGACCAUCUGCGCUAGCUGUGAAGGAAGCUGCCUGGGGUCUUGCUCGCUAUGCUGCUAUUUCUCAGGAUAGUGGACUGGUUCCAAUUGUGGAGCCAGAAAUCAUGCUUGAUGGUGAGCAUGGGAUUGACAGGACAUUUGAAGUAGCACAGCAAGUUUGGGCUGAGGUUUUCUUUUACAUGGCUGAGAAUAAUGUUUUGUUUGAGGGAAUCCUUCUGAAGCCUAGCAUGGUUACUCCUGGUGCUGAAUGUAAGGAGAGAGCCACUCCUGAACAAGUUGCUAGUUACACCCUCAACCUCCUUAAGAGAAGAAUUCCCCCAUCAGUCCCCGGAAUCAUGUUUUUGUCUGGUGGGCAAUCUGAAGUUGAGGCAACUCUUAACCUGAACGCCAUGAACCAGUCUUCGAACCCAUGGCACGUAUCCUUCUCAUACGCCAGGGCUCUCCAGAACACUUGUUUGAAGACAUGGGGAGGCAGAGCGGAGAAUGUUAAGGCUGCUCAAGAAGCUCUGCUUCUUCGUGCCAAGAGCAACUCGCUGGCUCAGCUCGGCAAGUACACCGGUGAGGGAGAAUCAGAUGAAGCUAAGCAAGGAAUGUUUGUCAAGGGCUACACCUACUAAGUUAUGCUAUAGAACUAAAAGAGAUGAUUCAAAUUGCAAGAAUUAAUUUCUUACUUUUGUGUGUUAAAAAUGGUUUGAAACUAUUUUUGUUCUUUGUUAAAAUGAACUUUUAGCCACUUAAUAAUAAACCCUAUUGCUGAUGAGAA